AAAAAUUUUAAAUUCUCGCCCAUCCUUAGAAUACAACUUUUCUUUCUUAUAAAAAAGCAGAUUUUUAAUGAUCUAAAUGACGAAUUUAUCAAUGGACGUUGAUCUUGAAAAUUUGAUUAGUUGCUCUGAAUUACAAUUAGAAAAUAACAAAGUGGUAAUCUGGAAGUUUUUGCUCGAUCUACUCAACAAUGCUAAAUUUAAUCCAAGUUCAAUCAAGUGGGAGGAUGAAAAUCGAGGAACCUUCAAGAUUGUAGAUGGGCUGGUUGUCGCACGCGAGUGGAAAGCUAGGCGAGGAAAAGAUUUCAACCGUUUGUGCAGCAAGACUGCGGUGGAUAAUUUCUACAGAGCGUUGAGAUAUCAUUACAAGACCGGAUGUCUCCACCAAGUGCAAGAAAAGAGAGUGUUCAGAUUCGGCUCUAAAACAAAGUGGCUCAACUAUGUAAAUAAUUCUGGAAAAACUGACGAUCAGGUGAAUGAAUACGAAAAUUGGGAUAAUCUGAUUGCGACAAUAGGUUUGCAGGGACAUUGAUUGAAGGGAACGGAAAUUAAUCAUUUGAAGAAAUCAAUUAUUUAUUAUUAUUGAAGUUUUAAAUAUUUUUCCCACGACUAUCUUUUUGAUUUUUUGUUACUGUUUUUCCUGUGCAUCUACGUUUCUUCACCCAAUUCUUAUUCUUUUUAUUCCAUGAACAAUCAAAAAUA
Messenger RNA from Neocloeon triangulifer, 699 nucleotides. Its product is annotated as ETS-related transcription factor Elf-5-like. Lineage: Eukaryota; Metazoa; Arthropoda; Insecta; Ephemeroptera; Baetidae. Gene Ontology annotation, biological process: regulation of transcription by RNA polymerase II; cell differentiation. The record is from RefSeq and is a predicted model, not a curated record. The coding region runs from base 77 to 529 and encodes 150 amino acids. Gene Ontology annotation, cellular component: nucleus. Gene Ontology annotation, molecular function: sequence-specific DNA binding; DNA-binding transcription factor activity, RNA polymerase II-specific. The transcript has 3 exons.